AUGGAGCCCUGCGGGGUGCUGGGGCUGCUGCUGUGCGGGCUGAGCGCUGGGCUUACAGCCGGGACGCAGCCCUCCCCGGCGCCGGCGACGUCCCCGCGGCCGAGCGACGCGUCCGUCCGUCUGCGGUUGGCGGACGGCGGCCACCGCUGCGCCGGGCGGGUGGAAGUGGAGCACGAGGGCGAGUGGGGCUCCGUGUGCACCUACGACUUCGACUGGGACGCCCGUGGGGCCGGCGUGGUGUGCCGGCAGCUGGGCUGCGGGUCCGCGGCGAGGGCGUCCCCGUUCGCCCCCUUCGGGCAGGGCGAGGGACGCAUCUGGCUGCACCCCUUCAACUGCCGGGGAACGGAGAAGGCCCUGCAGGACUGCUACAACUUCGGCUGGGGACGGCAUUUCUGCGGCCACGAGUGGGACGUGGGGGUGACCUGCACGGAGGCGCUGGAGCUGCGGCUGGCGGCCGGCAGGGGACCCUGCGAGGGGAGACUGGAGGUGAAGCUGCGGGGCCGCUGGGGCACAGUGGCGGACGCCAACUGGACCAUGGAGGACGCCGAGUUAAUUGCAGAGGGAACGAGAGCGCGCUCUGGGACUGCGCCAUUGAGGGCUGGGGGCCCUACGACGGCCAUCACGACCACGACACCGCCGUCGUGUGCCAAGGCUUCUCCCGGCUGGUCGGAGGGGACGGCGCCUGCGAGGGGCGGCUGGAGGUGCGGCGGGGCCGGGCCUGGCUGGGCGUGUGCCACGGCCGCGUGGACGCGGGGAGCGCCCGGGUGCUCUGCAGGGAGUUGGGCUGCGGCGCGGUGCUGGCCCUGCCCGAGCCCGGCCGCUUCGGGGCCAUUCUGGGACGGCGCCUUCGAGUGCGACGGCUCCGAGCCCCUCCUGGCCGCCUGCGCGGCGCGGCCGACCCCCGAGCAGCGCUGCAGCGACCCCGCCGCCGUCGUCUGCUCCCCCUACACCGGGUUCCGACUGGCGGACGGCGGCUCGCCCUGCGCCGGGCGGGUGGAGGCGGAGGAGCGGGGAACGUGGGGAGCGCUGUGCGCCGGGUCCUUGGAGCUGCCCGACGCCCACGUCCUCUGCCGACACCUGGGCUGCGGCCCGGCCGCCUCCGUUCAGCCGGGGGGGCGUUUCGGGGCGGGGAAGGGACCGCUGAGGCGCGACCGCCUCGGCUGCGUGGGGAACGAGCGGCACCCCGGCGAGUGCCCGGCCGCGGUGCUGGGGGAGCCCGCCUGCGAACCCGCCCUGGCGGCCGCCGUCAUCUGCUCCGGAGCCGCCGAAUCCCUGCGGCUGCGGGGCGGGGAGAGCCGGUGCGACGGGCGCCUGGAGGUGGCUCUGCGCCCCGGCGUCUGGAGCGGCGUGUCCGCGGGGUCCCGCGACAACGGCACCGCGGCCGUGGCGUGCCGGCAGCUGGGCUGCGGGGUGCCCGAAAAGGCGUACGCCGCUCCGGCGGUUGGCCCCGGCCUCGCGGAACUGCGGUGCGAGGGCGGCGAGGAGUCCCUGGCGCGGUGCGACUCUCCGGGGGUGGGCCGCGGCCCCUCGGCGCUGACCGUGAGCUGCUCAGCUGUCCCGCUGGGAGGUGCGCCGCUGCCCACCGUGCUGUGCGCGCUGCUGGGGAUGCUGCUGAGCCUGGCCCUGGCUGCCCUGGCCGUGCAGACGCACCGCGCUCGGGCUCAGCGUGCAGGCCCCAGCCAGGACGCCGGCUCCGAGGCCGUGUACGAGGAGCUGGACUACAGCCAGGAGCCCGAGUGCUGGGAGGGGCCCAGCCGGGCAGGCUCUGUGCUGCAGGGCUCGGGGAUGCCGCUGUCGCAUCACACCGGGGACGAGGAGGAGGGGAGCGGCGCCGCAGGGAUGCUGUGUGCAGACUAUGACGAUGGCACAGCUGUGCCCGAGGAGACCCUCGGGGAGAUGGGGUACAACGACGUUGACGUCAGCGCCCCGGGGACACAGCCGUGAGGAGGCUCUGGUUGGGGACACGGCUGUGCCCCCUCGGACAGGUGGCCCUGGUGUGGGGUGUCACCCGGCCUUGCAGAACGGCAGAGGAAUGGCUCCGCGGCCGCUCCUCCUGCUGCCCCCACACAUCUCGUUAGGGUGUGUGUUAAGCAGUAAAGUACUCCUUCAGUGUGAA
Gallus gallus (chicken) is the source of this 2116-nucleotide messenger RNA. It is a transcript of the gene SCARI84, whose product is annotated as deleted in malignant brain tumors 1 protein-like. Lineage: Eukaryota; Metazoa; Chordata; Aves; Galliformes; Phasianidae. Gene Ontology annotation, cellular component: membrane. Bases 1 to 1944 code for a protein of 647 amino acids. The transcript has 8 exons. The record is from RefSeq and is a predicted model, not a curated record.